This is a messenger RNA of Argentina anserina (silverweed cinquefoil), 3923 nucleotides long. RefSeq names its product formin-like protein 18. The transcript is spliced from 18 exons. Bases 199 to 3837 code for a protein of 1212 amino acids. NCBI's taxonomy places the organism in Eukaryota, Viridiplantae, Streptophyta, Magnoliopsida, Rosales, Rosaceae. The record is from RefSeq and is a predicted model, not a curated record.
CCAAAUCCUUCAUCACCAUCUUCUUCAUCACUCUGAAAAUCUCAUAAUCUAAUUCACAGACCACACCACAAAGCCAAGCCAAACAAGCCCUCUAGCGAGUACGGCAGACAGAGCAAUCAAAGAAUUCGUUACAUCACUCCAAAACGGUGAGGAGGUGAUUCUGAUUGUGAGCUCCGGAAUUUGAAGAGUGCUUUUGAUAUGGCGUUGUUGCGCAGAUUGUUCUAUCGCAAACCGCCCGAUGGACUGUUCGAGAUCUGUGAGCGAGUUUACGUUUUUGAUUGCUGCUUCACUACUGAUGCUUGGAAGGAGGAAAACUAUAAGGUUUACAUUGGUGGGAUGGUUGGACAAUUACAAGAGCACUUACCAGAUGCGUCAUUCUUGGUAUUCAACUUCAAUGACGGUUCAGCGCAGAGCCAGAUGGCUGGCAUCUUGUCUGAGUGUGAUAUGACCAUAAUGGAUUACCCUCGGCACUUUGAAGGUUGUCCUGUUUUGACAAUGGAGUUGAUCCAUCACUUUCUUAGAUCAAGUGAGAGCUGGUUGGGACUUGGGCACAAUAACGUCCUUUUGAUGCAUUGUGAGCGGGGAGGUUGGCCUGUUUUAGCCUUCAUGCUGGCUGCACUCUUGAUUUACAGGAAGCAUUAUACUGGUGAGCAUAGGACGUUGGACAUGGUUUACAGGCAGGCUCCGCUAGAGCUUUUGCAUUUGCUAUCAGCCUUGAAUCCUAUUCCUUCUCAACUUAGGUAUCUACAGUAUGUAUCGAGGAGGAAUGUUGCCUUAGAAUGGCCUCCUCUGGAUCGAGCACUUACCUUGGACUGCAUCAUUUUUAGAUUUAUUCCUAAUUUUGAUGGGGAAGGAGGCUGCCAUCCUAUAUUUCGUAUAUAUGGGCAAGACCCUUUUCUUGUUACUGAUCGAACUUCCAAAGUCUUAUACUCGACUCCAAAACGAACCAAAACCGUCCGGGGUUACAAGCAGGCAGAAUGUGAACUGGUUAAAAUUGACAUUAAUUGCCAUAUUCAAGGUGAUGUUGUGAUUGAAUGCAUUAACUUGCAUGAUGACAUGGAACGUGAAGAUAUGAUGUUCCGCGUCAUGUUCAAUACAGCUUUUAUAAGAUCUAAUAUUUUGAUGCUCAAUCGUGAUGAAAUCGACAUGUUGUGGGAUGCAAAAGAACAAUUCCCAAAGGACUUCAGAGUAGAGAUUCUUUUCUCAGAGAUGGAUGCUGUCACAUCCAUUAUUCUUGGUGGUAUAUCAUGCUUUGAGGAUAAGCAGGGACUUCCGAUGGAAGCAUUCUCUCAAGUUCAAGAGAUUUUUAGUUAUGUUGAUUGGUUAGACCCCAAGGCAGACGCCGCACUGAAUGUUCUUCACCAACUAGGUGGGUCGAAUAUCCCCCACGAAAAGUGGGAUAAUGAUAUUUCCCGGGAUGACAGAAAUGUAAUGCAGGAAACAGGUCUUAAACAAAUAGCAGAUAAAAAGAAUCCCAGGAUUCUAUCCUCCUCCGAGGUGCAGUCAGUGGCCUCACCUAGGCGAGCUCCAGAUACAAGUGUCAGUGAACAGGAAGCUAAACCUCAAGAUGUUCAGCGACACGAUGCAGGUGAUUCAGUGACCCAGCAUAUGCCCCAACCUCUUCAGUCAGAGCCAUUGAAAGCAUUUGCUCAAGUUCAGGAGGUCUUGAUCCAAGUACCCUUACCUACACAACCUCCAGAUAGUGCCAAGACUAAACCUGAAGCGAAAGAUCAUCAAGACAUUCAUACUGCAAAGCAGCCACCUAACCAACCUGAUUCAGUGUCCCAGCAACGGCCUCAACCUCCUACUCUAACACCAAUGGAAGCAUUCGUUCAAGUGCAGGAGAUCUUCAGCCGUGUAGCCUCACCUAAGAAACCUCAAGAUACCCCUUUCAAUAAACAGGAAGCUAAACCCCAAGAAACUUAUACUGCAUUUCAGCCACCGGUUCCCCAACCUUCUCUGUCACCUCCAGUUUUCCCUAAAUCCCAGACUGUUUCAGUUGCACCACCAACACCUCAACCAGCUCUUACGUCGCAAUCUACUUCUGCUACAACAACUCCUCCUCCACCAUCACCCCCACUUUCAAAGCCCAAAGAUUCACUUUCCCAACCGUCUGCCCCUGGGAGAAUACCAACCUCCCCUUCUCCACUUUCUAAAGUUACUUCAUCGUCUCAGCCUCCUGCUCCACCUCCUCCUCCUUCAACUCCUACUUUGAAAGAUAACCUUGCUGCUACUUCUAGACCUGCUCCACCACCACCACCUCCUCCUCCUCCAACUCCUCCUUUGAAAGAGAACCGUGCUGCUACUUAUAGACCUCCCCCACCUCCACCGCCUCCUCUGCACUCGGUGAGAGCUAAAAGCACUACAAACUCAUCUCCUAUUCCAGUGCCACCAACACCACCUAGUGCUCCAGCUCCUCCUCCUCCUCCUCCUCUGUCAGGGAAAUCUGGAGGUAUCUCUGUUCCUAGUGCCCCACCUCCUCCGGCACCCUUGGUUAAAGGAGGUUCCAAUCCGGGAACUCCUCCCCCACCACCACUUAGCUCCCCUAGUAAUGCAAAGGGCCGUACAUCACGUACUAUAAGUUCCAAGGAUAAUCAAAAGAAGCUGAAGCCAUUACAUUGGUUGAAACUAUCAAGAGCAGUUCAGGGAAGCCUAUGGGCUGAGGCAGACAAAACCAGUGAAGACACAAAGGCUCCAGAGAUCGACAUGUCAGAGCUUGAGAAUCUUUUCGCUGCGGCGGUUCCAACUUCAGAUCAUGGCAAGAAAGCAACUGCACCAGGUCCAGUUGCCCCUAAAUCUGACAAAGUACAAUUGAUUGACCACAGACGGGCAUACAAUUGUGAAAUCAUGCUUUCAAAGGUGAAGGUUCCACUGCAUGAGUUAAUGAAUUCGGUGCUUGCCCUGGAAGAUACAGCAUUAGAUCCUGACCAGGUCGAGAACCUAAUCAAGUUUUGUCCUACUAAGGAGGAGAUAGAGCUACUUAAGGGAUACAAGGGAGACAAGGAGAAAUUAGGAAAAUGUGAACAGUUUCUGUUAGAGUUGAUGAAAGUACCUCGAGUGGAAUCCAAGCUCAGAGUUUUUUCGUUCAAAAUACAGUUCUCUGCCCAGGUUUCUGACCUUAGAAAAAGCCUGAAUGUUGUAAACUCUGCAGCAGAAGAGAUCAGAAAUUCAGUCAAGUUGAAAAGAGUUAUGCAGACCAUUCUUUCACUAGGGAAUGCUUUAAACCAGGGGACAGCAAGAGGGGCUGCUAUUGGAUUUAGAUUGGAUAGUCUUCUCAAACUUAUUGACACUCGCGCAAGGAACAACAAGAUGACUCUUAUGCAUUAUCUUUGUAAGGUUCUUGCCGACCAACUACCAGAGGUUCUAGAUUUCUAUAAGGACCUGGCCAGCUUAGAGCCUGCAUCAAAGAUACAAUUGAAAUUUUUGGCGGAGGAAAUGCAAGCAGUAAGUAAAGGACUGGAGAAAGUUGUACAGGAACUAUCUACAUCUGAAAGUGAUGGUCCUAUAUCAGAAAAUUUCCGUAAGACUCUGAAGGGUUUUCUCCGUUCUGCUGAAGCCGAGGUGAGAUCUUUGGCUUCACUAUAUUCUACCGUGGGGAGAAAUGUGGAUGCAUUGAUUCUUUAUUUUGGAGAGGAUCCUGCAAAAUGCCCAUUUGAACAAGUUGUUUCAACCUUACUCAACUUUGUCAGAAUGUUCAUCAAGUCCCAUGACGAAAAUUGCAAACAGAGUGAGCUUGAAAUGAAAAAAGCAGCAGAAAGUGAGAAGGUCAAGAGGGGUGCUUCCAAGCAGUCAGAACGUGUGUUGCGUACUCCAAUCCAUAAUAGCAAUAUCAAAUGAUUUACAUGUCUAACCGGGAAAAGACCGCUUAUUGAUGUUGGAACUAGAAUGUACAUAAUCUAGGUUGUAUUGUAUUUGUAUCGAAG